This is a messenger RNA of Thamnophis sirtalis, 2276 nucleotides long. RefSeq names its product limb and CNS expressed 1 (gene LIX1). NCBI's taxonomy places the organism in Eukaryota, Metazoa, Chordata, Lepidosauria, Squamata, Natricidae. Gene Ontology annotation, cellular component: cytoplasm. Gene Ontology annotation, biological process: autophagosome maturation. The record is from RefSeq and is a predicted model, not a curated record.
AUGGACAGAACUUUGGAAUCUCUACAGCACAUCAUUUCUCAAGUCUUGCCUCACAGAGACCCUACACUAGCAUUUAAAGACUUGAACGUUGUGGCAAUGCUUCAGGAAUUCUGGGAGAACAAACAGAAACAGAAAGGUGUAUUUUCAAGUGAAGGCACUGUGGUAUAUGAGUCACUAAACUUGCCUGGGCCUCCGUUUGUAAGUUAUGUCACCCUGCCUGGAGGAAGCUGUUUUGGUAACUUUCAGUGUUCCCUGAGUAGAGCAGAAGCACGACGAGAUGCUGCAAAAGUGGCUCUUAUCAAUUCACUGUUCAAUGAGUUGCCUUGUCGCAGGAUCACAAAGGAAUUCAUUAUGGAGAGUGUCCAAGAAGCUGUGUCUUCCACCAGUGGUACUUUAAAUGAUGCAGAUGAUCCAAGCACAAGUAUUGGAGCAUAUCACUAUAUGCUAGAAUCAAACAUGGGGAAAACAAUGCUAGAAUUUCAGGAGCUUAUGAUUGUGUUUCAACUUCUGCACUGGAAUGGAAGCCUUAAGGCCCUGCGUGAAACUAAAUGUUCUCGGCAAGAAGUGAUUUCCUACUAUUCCCAAUACAAUUUAGAUGAAUGGAUGAGAAGUCAUAUGGCACUGGACUGGCUCAUGAAAGAGCAAGAAAUUCCGGGCAUUAUAUCACAAGAGCUACAAGUGGCACUUAGAGAGCUCGAAGAAGCAAGGAAAGCUGGGCAAGAGUUGCGGUUUUACAAAGAAAAAAAAGAAAUCCUUGGGCUGGCACUGAGUCAGCUGUACAGCGAUUCUGCAACUACCUCUUCAAAUGAUGAUCGCAUGAGCCUAGCUCUCAGUGGCUAUCGUUAGCCUACAUUUGAGAGAUGGGUUUAUUAUAUGGCUGCAUCUUGGUUAAUCAGAUCAAUAAGAAGUAACUGUUUACUUUACUUAGCAUACCGUGUAAUGUACUAAGCUGAAAGUCUCUGAUUUCUUCCUUGAUGAGAAGAAAGUAUCCCAAGUAUAAAAGGACUCCUUGUAUAGCAAACUAUAGCAAAUCCUAAACCAGGAAGUAAGGAAAGGACGUAGGAUUCAGUUUAUCCUUCUUUCAUCAGAUGAGCAAUGCCUAAAACUGAGAUAAUACUAUUUGAGAAUAGACCCAGGGACUUUUUAUAGUAGCUGUUUAAGUUAAAUAAUAACAUUUAGGCUUCUAAAUUCUUUAAGAAGCAUAGUUAGUUAAGUAUUGUUGCUCAGCGCUUUCAGUGUACUAAUUGAGUUUAUUCAUUUGAGAAAGAAAUAAUAUCCUUGCAAUAUGCAAAAAACCAAAACUGUGUUAAAUUUACUAGUCUUUUUAAAUAGAGAACAAUGAAGUUUUCAUAUUAAAAAUAGUGACGUGUUCUCAAAAACCAAUGAGAUAAUUUUAAAAUAUACUUAGUUGUAGCAAAUCUAUAUCAAUUUCUUUUGACCUAAGAAAGGGGGGUGGGAUUCGGGUAGUUGAAAGAAGCCAAUUAUGGUCUAAUUUGCUAAAUAAGUUAGGGAAAUAACACAUCAAGCUUGUUGCCUUUGAGUAAGGAAUCAAAUGACUGCAUUGUUCGCUAGACUAUUUUAUUUUCCUCUACAAAUCAGAGAAAGAAGUGAUAUCUUUGAACCGCAAUUGAAAUAACUGCACAUCUUGUUCAAAGUCCCCAUCCAGAAAUGGGUUCUGUAAAUACUUAGCACAGUAAGACUGGCUGCUAUAUCAACACGAUGUCAAAUCAAUGCUGGAAAGGUCAGAAUAAUACUGAAGUGUAUAGCUACCAGAUCUGGACUGCAGAAAUUCAAAUUUGGAUUCUUUAAAGCAGAUGCAUCCAUUUUCAGGAUUGCACAGAAACCUCAAAAAAGAUGGAUUGCUCUGCGAGAAUAGCAGAGAGGUGCUGUUCUCAUGGAAAAUCCGAAACACUUUGGAGUCACUUCUCAGGUAAUCUCAGCUUUACUGACUAUCACCGCCACCACCACAACAAAAAAAUCACAUGUAUUUUGGCAUUGAAAACAAUAAUUUAGAAUCAUUCAGCAUAUUUCCUGCAACAGUGUUUUGCAUCAGGCUUCACAUGAAACAAGGAUAAUUUAACAACUGAAUUGUAAUCUCCUUUUAAGAUUGCUUAACUUAAGACCUUCAAGCAAAAUUAUUCAGUGCUAUAGCAUUUCAUGCAUAAUGGAUUUUUUGAUUUAGCAGGAAUCUUGGCUGGUUAGUCUUCACUGUUUCUGUAUCACAAUACAUUGUUUAUGAAGCACAAUCCAGACGAUCUACUGUGAUUGUCAGAUGC